Messenger RNA from Pseudo-nitzschia multistriata, 1009 nucleotides. NCBI's taxonomy places the organism in Eukaryota, Bacillariophyta, Bacillariophyceae, Bacillariales, Bacillariaceae. The record is from the annotation of a GenBank genome assembly.
GUCAGUUACCGUACUAGUCACCAUGGUUGCUCAAUCCGAAUACCAGAUGGAAGGCCCAUCCAUGCAUGGAUACAACAACGAGAUCUGCUACCACCAAAUCCACCACCACGAUGACGAUCCCGUUUGUGUGACGCCCAACAAACGGCGACGCGUCUCGAUGUCGGCCCGCGUGCGCUUCGACGACCGCGUCACCGUAAUGAACCAAGACGAACGGGGUUGCUCUCCACGGGACAACCCUUCCGAAAUGGAACAGCAACAGCAACAGCAACAACACCCCCCUUCCUCCCUCUGGUUGACCCCCAACGACUUUACCAAGAUCCAGAACAGCAUCUUUACGACGCUCGAGAUGAUGAAACUCACCGGCGACUUUGGAAGGGACACGCCGCUGUCGAACCGCUACUGCGCGAGGGGCCUCGAAAACUGCGACCUGGAGCGCAAGGGAAGCCUCACGGAGGAAGCCUUGGCGAGGCGCCGGAACGUCAUCGGAGCGGUCCUGCACGAACAAAACAUCCAGCGGAAGCGACAGAUGGAAGCCUCCCUGAGCAGCAGCAGCAGCCGCCGCCACAACCUCUGCAACCGAAUGGGCGGUGGCUACGGUGUGCAGCAGCAGCAGCAGCAGCAGCAACGAGACGACCACCACGCCCUGAUACAAAAGCAGGGAUGCACGAAAAUACCAGAGCACGGAGGUUCGUGCGUCCUCGACCACUUCCGGAUCGGCCUCAUCUGCAUGAACCUCACACACGGGGACAUCAUGGACAGCAUCGACCGGGGACGGCAGGACUCGGAAGAGGCCCUGGAAAUCUACCGUACAAAGCCACUGCCUCUGGGAAACAGGUGAUACGAGACGAGACGAGCAACGACGAGACGAGCAACGACGAGACGGGACGUCCUUGCGGAAAGAACAACGGGGAUGGAAGGCUCGAGAAUCGAACCAAGGAAUGGGUCCGCCGAGCAUGUACUGUAACAAUAGAAAACACGAAAUCAAAACAAACAAACAAACAAGCAAGCA